AUGGUCGGGCCGCGCCUACCCAAGCUAAAUUUUCUGGCGCUCGCAACUUCUAUCACCACCACUUCAUCCUGCAACCGCAGCAAGUCGCGUCUGAAUGCGCGCGUCACUGUCGACAUUGAUCUACUACUAACUCAGCUUGCGCAUCCCACAAGACACCACGAACCUUCCCGUCCGUGUCGAAGUCUCAUUGCGCGAUGGUUCUCAUGCAAAGCCUUGUCUGACCCUGCUACCAACAUUGGAACUUUUCAGAACAUUUGCAACACAACAGACACUAACAACGCGUCUGCAGGUACAUUCCACCCUUCCGCCUACGCGAACAUCCCAACCUUCCUACUCCUUGAUGAUACCCCUGAUGCGCCGGGCGGACAGAUUGUACUCCUUUGA
Parastagonospora nodorum SN15 is the source of this 384-nucleotide messenger RNA. RefSeq lists its product as hypothetical. The coding region runs from base 1 to 384 and encodes 127 amino acids. The record is from RefSeq and is a predicted model, not a curated record. NCBI's taxonomy places the organism in Eukaryota, Fungi, Ascomycota, Dothideomycetes, Pleosporales, Phaeosphaeriaceae. The transcript has 3 exons.